Molecule: messenger RNA, 633 nt
Organism: Fulvia fulva
Lineage: Eukaryota; Fungi; Ascomycota; Dothideomycetes; Mycosphaerellales; Mycosphaerellaceae
Exons: 1
Coding region: 1-633 (210 amino acids)
Molecular function (GO): protein binding
Source: RefSeq, a predicted model, not a curated record
AUGUACGCCGUCAUCGAGACACCCGAACUUCUCGAAAACAUCCUCUACCGCCUCGAUGCCAAGACUCUCCUCCUCAGCCAGCGGGUCAACAAGCAGUUCCAAGGCACUAUCGGCGGCUCGAGUCUCCUGCAGCAGGCUCUGUUCUUCAAGCUCGCCACCGCCAACGGCGAGCGCUUCGGGACCGACGGGAUCAACGACUUCUUUACGAGACGCGGGACUCAGCUUCAAAAGGCCGAGUUCACGUGGUACCACCACAACUCCAUCCCAGUCCACUUUGCCAAAUCCCACGGCAAGCCCGUUAAUCAUCGGUCAUACCUUGACAUUCACUGUGCGCCUAGGGGUUUCAUUGACGAUCAGCUACACACCGAGCACGCUAUUGCAUAUGUGGUCGAGUUUUGUCUCUUGAGACCGAAGAAGAACAUCAGCACUGGUCACGAGAGCUGGAGGCGUAUGUACGUCAUGCAGGGCGGGUUGUAUGGCGCCAUGGAGAAGAAGCUCGUGCGGAGGGAUUUCAAGGUCAAUGGCGCUAUGAGUGGUGGUAUAGAGCUCAUGAAUACUACUCGGAGAGAGGAGCUGAGGGAGGGCCAGAUGAUGACGGCUGCAGAGAUGUUUGACGCGGUUCGGCUGCGCUGA